CGGAAGUAGUCACCGAAGUCGGAAGUUGACCCCCGCAGCCAGUGGUCGCUGAAAGCAAUGGCGGGGGAUCCGACACCUGAGCUUCUUUUUUUGGACACAUUCAAACACCAAAGCGCAGAGUUUACCAAUGUGGAUGUGGUGCGCUUUCCCUGCGUUGUGAUUAUCACAGAGGUCCGUGUUAUUCCUCCUGGAAUCAAAGCACAUAGCAACUUACCUGACAGCAGAGCAUGCGGAGAGACAUCCCCACAUGCCUUCCAGCUGGAGCUGUUCUUCAAUAAUGUCCCCAAACCUAACAGCCCCACUUUUAACAGACUUGGCAGUCUGGAAUAUGACGAGAAUAAGUCGAUUGUCUUCAGACCCAGUGGAAAGAUUAACACAGAUGGCCUGGUGCUGCGUGGCUGGUACACCACUCUGACCUUGGCUAUUUACGGCACAGCGGAGCGUUCACACGGACACGAACAAAGCUCACCUCCACCGCCACCUCCCCCACCCCUUCAACAACCGUGUGGGCCCAAGAGACUUGUUAAACAAGAGUGGGAAAAAGAUGACCAAUACAAUGGGAGCCCACCGAGACCAGCACCCCGAGGACCUCGCACUCCACCUGGGCCCCCGCCCCCUGACGAUGACGACGAGGAGCAAGUCCAAGUGCCAGGAGUGAGCUUGAGCAUGGUCAAAGAUGAACCACGCGAAGGCCGUGAGGACUACCUGGAGGCCGUGUCACCUGAAAGGUCACUGGCUGCCGAUGAAGCAUAUUCUGAUGCUGAGCAAGAGGAGGGUGAGGACGAAGAGGAGGAGCAAGAGGAGGAAGAUGACGUUCGAACAGAGGGGAGCGCUCCAGAAGAUGAGGAAGAAGAGGAAGAUGAGGGUGAGGACGAGGAGAUGGAGGAAGGUGAUGAUGGCUAUGAACAGAUUUCUAGUGACGAGGAUGAUCUGGAUAAUGGCAACUUUAAACUACCUUCCUUUGACAUGGACUACACACCAGAGGACCUUGCAUCUGUUCCACCAGUCCAGUUUGACCCAUAUGAACGAGAACUCCGACCGCUGGUCUACUUUACACCCCCGUACAAAACACUCUUUGAUACCCAGCUGGAGAAACCCGUUGCAGAGGAGCCCAAAGACCCCAGUACCUCAGAGGAAGUAGGAAGUGGAGAAGAUACCGAUUGUGUUGCACAGCUGAAAGAGCUGCUAGGAAGCAUUGGAGAAGAAAGAGAUGUCCGCUGGGUCACCGCUCUGGAAGAAGCAUCAGGACUACUUGCCAAAGGCUUAACAUGCCUUGUUAAACGGAGCGAAGUGGAAGAGCAUGUCAGUGUUUUAGCCCAGUGGACUCUCCAAGCAUUAAGUAUGGAGAUUGCCCUCACACAACCAAUUGCCGUGAAUCUCAGACAACUAAAAGCAGGCGCCAAGUUGGCGUCGUACCUAGCAGAGUGUCCUCAGGGCCUGAAGGCCCUGCUCCAUGAUGGGGCUUUGGACGUGCUGUUGGAACUCCUCCAUAGGGACCAUGUCUCCUCUACAUUGAAACUUAGUCUUCUCAGGGCACUUGAUGCUUUGAUUAGUUCUCCUGUUGGUGUAGAGGCUUUCCUCAGUGCUGGAGAGUCAGAGAAGACUGGCUAUCAGCGUUUAGUGCAACUGUUCCUCCGAGAUGAAACAGUGAGAGUCAUUACUGCUGGCAACGCUAUUCUUCAGAAAAGCCACAUGUUUGAGAUACUGCUUGAUCUACGGCGUACAGCAGCAGCGUGGAGUGAACCUCAGCAGGAUGAGAUUGAAGAUGCUGAAACCCCCAUGGAGGAGGAGCCAGCCUUAAGCUCCUCCGCUGUGAGCGAAGCAGAGCUUGAUCGGUUGGUAGGUUCUCUGGAGGAGUUGUAUCAGCUGCUAGAGACCGCCCCUCACUGCAUGGUGCAGCCCCCGGGGAAAGCUUUUCCAACUUCUGUGAGAAUAACAGGACCACAGGAAAGAGAUGAUCCAUACCCAACACUCUAUAGGUACCUGCAUGCAUGCCAUUUUCUGGAGAGCACAUCAGUGGUGCUUUCUGCAGCAGCGGCGGCCGGACACUUGGGCGUCACGCAAGCCGUGAGAGAGCUCCUUCGUUUUCUGUCACUUACUCAGUCGGGUUUGCUCUUCCUUCUCGCCCAACCCACUCCCACCAACUUGCUGUUGCGCCUUCUCGCAUCCGUGGCGGAAAAUGACAGCGAAGAGACUGCCUUCACUGGAGGAGAGGGAGUACUCAAUGGCCCCGGGUUUGGUGAAGAGGGCUUCGGCGUGUGGAUCAUGCAGGCCCUGCAUGCUCUCCAGGGGGUUUCAGAACUCUUGAACCAUGUGACUUCAGGGGGAGAAGGACGAGUGUGUUUGGAUGAAGGUGACAACCCAGAGGUCUUAGCUAUGCUCCAUUCACUUUAUCUGAUGACCUUCACCGCGACGGGUCGCAGUGCUGUAGCACACGUUUUAAGUUUGGACAAUAACCUGUCCUGUCUGGUCACGCUGCUUCAGCACUACAGCAAGGAAGGACAAAGUGAAGCCAAGACUCGCAAAGCUGUGACGUAUAACUAUGCAUGUAUGUUGGUCUUGCUGGUGGUGCAAAGCUCAAAUGAACUUCGGAUGAUGGAACAAUAUGCUGCGCCACUGCUCUCUAUUGCCAAAGUCGACGACACCAAUGCGAAGUUACAGGAGCUGAGCAAAUGGCUGGAGCCUUUGGAAAAAUUGCGCUUUGAAAUCGGAAGCAUCUCGCCACUUCUCGACUAUGUCAAACAGAAUGUGGAAAACGUGUUGACUCCUGAGGGAACUGGGUUGGUCACUGCUCUCAGAGUGAUCUGCUACAUUGCCUGCCCCCUGCCUCCUGUUGGAGGUCAGCAAAGGGACCUGAAGUGGAGUCUUGCCUGUGUUCAGCUGUUCUCCGGCGAGGGCUUGGAUACAUGCGUACGCGUCUUGCAGAAGUUAUGCAGUGUUCUUUUGCAGCCGUGGCGCUUGCAUGGAAACAUGGGCCCAACGCCUCAGCGCUGUAUGAUCUUCCAUGUGAGCAUUAGCACGCUGCGGUUGUUGCGCACCAUGCUAACGGAGCUGCUCCGCGGAGGCACUUUCCAGUUCAGGGACACUCGCGUGGCCAACAUUUUGGUCAUGCUCCACAUGAUAGUUUGUUCCAUCCCUGCAUCGGGACGACUUGAUGGGGAAGAAUCCAGAGUACAGGCUCUUAUUGUUGAUGUAUUGCUCACUUUUACACACGGUGUCAACGAAGAGGUGACACAUACAGAGGAAACUCUGGCCAGUAACACGUGGUCACUGAUGCUAAAAGAGGUUUUAGUAUCAUUACUCAAGGCCCCUGAAGGGCUCUUUUCUGGUCUUACGCUAUUGUCUGAGCUCCUGCCGCUGCCCCUUCCAAUGCAAAGCACUCAGGUGUUGGCAGUACAAGACGUCGCAGUGGCCUUAAACACAAGGAAAUUGUGGAGCAUGCAUAUACGAGCACAGUGGAAAGUGUUUUCCGAGGCUUUGCGGUGUGUUUGCGCCACCAGCUGCCCUCCACUCUUGGCCAUUCUCAGGAGAGUUUGUCUUCAACUGGCUGACCUGUCUUCACCCACUGCAACACUCAUCAUGAAGACCUUACUAGAGUUGCUCAUGGAGGAACUACAACCGGUGGAAGGCAAAGGAACAUGCUGGGCCCAAGUCUUGCGACUGCUUUCUUUGACUGAUGCGCUGGUAUCACAAAGAGCUUGUAAAUGUGCUAUGCUGCACCUGCUGUCUGGGUCGGUGUCUGGAGAAGAACAGUUGGCAGAACUCUUCCCCUUGCUGUUGCCACUCCUGGUACCGACAGCCAACUCCUUGUUACAGCAACAGCAAUGCAGCGAACUCAUGGGAACAAUAAUACAGUCACUGUGUGACCAGGACAUUUCACUGGUAUUAUCUCAAGGGGGUGAAAGCUGCAUGUCAGAGGUAGAACAGCUGGCCAACGCGCUUCCCAGCCGAGAAAUGAUGUCAUCCAUUUGCAACUCUUUGAUGGAGGUUUUGGGGUAUAGGGACAGCAGUGCCCCUCUCCUUCUCACCUGUAUUAGGACUCUAACAUUCCUCACAGAGCACGACUAUGGACUUUACCACCUCAAAGUAGCUCUGAAGAAACACAGUGCAAGUUUAUUCUCACUUCUGAAGAGAUUGUCAUUUCCCUUCAACAAGGAUUCUGCAGACCUCCUGUCCCCUUUGUUGGAUUUUCUUCGACAGAUUAUGAACGCAGAACCAGUGUGUCAUGAGGAGGGUCAGGUUUCUGUCGAGGAGUCAUCCUUUGUUUCUCCUCAACGGUUGCUCAGUGCAUCUGAGAUAAAGACUCUCUUGCAAUGGGAAAAGUCUGACUCUCAUCCUCUUUCAACAUUUGAGAAACAAAUCAAGAAACUCUGUAAGGAGGAUGAUACACUGGAGACCCUGUUAGAGAGCGUAACUGUCUUGCGACAAACGGUGGACACUGCUGCAGAUGAGCCUCCUGCAGUUGACGUUGAACCCACUCUUCCAGCUCCUGAGACUCUUGCAAUUCAGUUUAACCACAGGACCGUUUUUAUUCUUUCCGAAGCUCUUGAUGAGCAAAUCAAGGCUCUUUGGUUUUCUCCUUUCCAAACUGAUGAUAUAGAGACUGAACUGGACAUGGUGAAGGUAGAUUUGGUGGGUUUGGCCCAGGAAUGUUGUCCAGAACUGGACCUGAAGUCAGAACUGGAGCGCUCCUUCCUGUCGGAGCCCUCCUCGCCUGGUCACGCCAAGGCUCAAAAAGGCUUCAGACUAGGGAGACACAAGCACGAGACCUUCAUUACAUCCAGUGGUAAAUCCGACUACGUGGAACCUGCGAAGAGAGCACACAUUAUGGCAGCUCCGCGUGGUAGGGGAGGUCGAGGGGGCUUAGGACAGAAUUUCUGCAGACCCCAUGACAUCUUCCGUCAGCGCAAACAGAACACUUCCCGUCCUCCCAGUAUGCAUGUGGAUGACUUUGUGGCAGCUGAGUUCAAAGACAUUACCACACCCAUUGGACUUUUGCCUCCUAAACGACCUCUGAAGAGUUCCCCCAAGCUCCCCACAAGAGGACUUUUCACAGGCAACAGAGGAAGAGCCACCUUCCAUAAUCAGACUCGCUUUUUCACUCCACCACAGCCUAAAAGUGUAUUACUCUCUGGUAACUACCCUCGCAGGGAAGGAGGUCGAGGUUCAUCAUGGAGCGCACAAGUCCCAGCAGUCACUCACAGAGGAACCUACAGUGAACCUCGGGGAGGCCAGAGCAACUUCACACGAGGACCGCUGCCCUCACGACAACUUCCUGCCAAUGCAUAUCGCCUGGCUCCGCGUGAUCGUGUGCCACGAGGCCGUGGUGGCACCGGGCUGUCGUGGCUCAGCGGAGGAGGGGGAGGAGGCGGAAACGUGGGCGGUGGAGGCGGCGGUGGUGGAGGGAGAGGCUCCCAAGUGAGCAAGUUUAGCGGCGGGGGAGGGAGCGGAGGCGGGAGGGGACGACACGUCCGCUCCUUCACCAGGUAAAUUCACCUGGCGGUUGACUGAUAGCCUACCACGGCUCCAAAUGGACCAAUUGAGUUGUUUUAUCUCCAUGGAAAUGUGUCUGUGGGUAUCUUGUUGCUUUUGUGUUGUUUUGUUAUUAUGCCUUUUUAACUAGAGGAUAAAGUUCUUCAUAAGUGGGUUUGUGUUUCUAUUUAUUCAUUUAUGCUUGUCGAGCGCUAUGCCAAAGAGCCUGAGAGAACACAUGACAUAAACAGAAGACUACAAAUGAAUAACUUUGGAAUUACUAAUCGUUAUGAAGAAAUUUACAACAUAUGGUAUCUGUAUAAUGUACUUCUUAGUUUUGUAAUUACCAGUACAUACUUAAGAAGUGACUUUCGGUGUUAUCUAUAUUAAAAUAUGACAUUCAUUUUGGAAGUUUCUUCCUAUAAAGCUUGAUGUAUAAAAGUGCAAG
Messenger RNA from Corythoichthys intestinalis (scribbled pipefish), 5920 nucleotides. RefSeq names its product vir like m6A methyltransferase associated (gene virma). Gene Ontology annotation, cellular component: RNA N6-methyladenosine methyltransferase complex. Bases 58 to 5490 code for a protein of 1810 amino acids. The transcript is spliced from 27 exons. Gene Ontology annotation, molecular function: RNA binding. Lineage: Eukaryota; Metazoa; Chordata; Actinopteri; Syngnathiformes; Syngnathidae. The record is from RefSeq and is a predicted model, not a curated record.